AUAAAAGGUGAUGAUUUGCGCGAAAGAAGAAAAUACAGCAAAAGUGAAUCAACUCUGCGUGUGUUGAAAGAGAAAACAAUGUGAUAAGAUAACAAAUUUUUCGUCUAUUUUUCCCCAACUUAGAAAACGUCGACAGAGGGGCUAGCAAGUUAAUUGUUCCGGAGUAAUUUUACACAGUUAUGUAUUUUUUUUUUGAAUAUUUUAGCACCCAUUGACCUUUCUGGGAAAAUUCAUCAACGCGCGUAUUUAGCAGAAGGUGCUAAAAUUUUAUUCAAAUAAACAAAGAACUAAACGACACAAAGCUUAGUCUCCUGGAGUCAGUCUGAUGUGAUCGUGCGCACGGUUAAAUUGUGCGCGGGAAGAAUUUUUUUCCUUCUUCUCUAAAUUGUGUGUGGAGACAAUGACUUUCCUGGGUAAUUGGCAGAAGACAACAAAGUCCCUUAGUGAGCGAUAUGCUCAUCUCCUUGGGAAGGAUCUAAUGGCAGACAUGGUAUUCCUCGUGGGUGCCAAUGAGGUUCGCAUUCCCGGUCAUAGGCUCGUCCUUGCCGUCAACAGUCAUGACUUCUACAAUGCCCUGUAUCGCCUUCGUCCAGAUCGGAUGGAAUUGCGUAUUGAGGAUGUUUCCGUUGGUGUAUUUAUGCGCUUCUUGGAGUACUGCUACACGGGUCACGUGAACAUGGAAAUGGACAAAGUGUUCGACGUGCUGAAAUUGGCGAUGCGCUACGAGAUGCGUCACCUGGAAGGUGUUUGUGUGAAUUUUGUGGCACGUCACCUGAAGACAGCAAACUGCCUGAGAUUCCUCAAUAAAAGCUGGAAUCUCAAUUGCCUGCGCCUCAUUCACAAAUGCCAGGAGCAUUUGGCUGAAAAUUUCUGUGAUGUCCUCAGCAAUAAUCGUCUUGCCAUUGACUUCCCAGAACUCCCUCAUGGUGCUGUGAAGUGGAUUGUGGAACUUGAGACGCUGCAGUGCGACGAGAAAUCCCUCUUUGAUGCCGUAAUGCUGUGGGCACGUCGUGAAUGCACGCGCAAUGGUAUGGGGAUGACACCACAGAAUAUGCGUACAGCACUUGGUGAUAUUCUCUAUCAGAUUCGCUUUCCAACAAUGACAAAUCAGGAAUUUUCAGAGUGUACCCGAAAGUACCCUGAACUCCUUUCAGCGGAUGAAAUGACCAAGAUCACGGUAUUCAGCAAUGUUCCAGCUGCUAAGGUGCGCUUCAAUAAAAAUCCACGUCUCGAGGCCACAUUCACAUCUCUCUACAUUGACAAUGGUAUCCAGGAAGUGGCUACAAUAAGACGCAUUACAAAAGGCCAUCGUGUAUACGAUGAUCACAAUCGUCAUGGGAUUCGUCUCACAAGUUCAAGACGAAUUAAUAUUUAUGGAUUUGGCAUCAUUGCCAAGGAGGGCAAAUCAAUCUAUGGCAAAUGUUCCGUGUGGGAUGCUGAAUUUUGCUUCCAAUUCCCCGACUUGAAGCCCGACAUUAGGCGCAAAUUGUGGGAGAACUACGAAAUAAUUUAUGUAAUCUUCAAGAAUCCACUCACCCUUGAAUCCUCAACCCCCUACGAGUUGUCCUUCUUCAAUUGCGCCAAUGUGUGUUGCGUGAAUGAGAUUGUCCGUGAAACUGUUCGCAAGGAGGAGAUUACAUUUCACUUUGAGAAAUUCCAAGAUUUUGCUGCAAUUCCUGCUCUUCUCUAUCGAAUUCUUGCCUGAGUAUGUGCAGCAUCACCGCGUGAAAGAAAAUGAGAUAAAAUAAAAAAUUAUGUAUUGUAAAUAAUAUAUAUUGUGUGAUAAUGCUCUUGAGAUUUUGAGAUAUUAAUUCCUCUACGUAAUCCCGAUAAAUCAUUGUAUUUGAUGUACUUAAGAAUUAUAUAUAUGUAUGUACAUAAAACCCCUUAUGAAUUAAUAAAUAAAUUAUUUUAUUAAAUAAA
Molecule: messenger RNA, 1923 nt
Organism: Lutzomyia longipalpis
Lineage: Eukaryota; Metazoa; Arthropoda; Insecta; Diptera; Psychodidae
Product: BTB/POZ domain-containing protein 2-like
Exons: 4
Coding region: 401-1705 (434 amino acids)
Molecular function (GO): protein binding
Source: RefSeq, a predicted model, not a curated record